AUGGUGGGCCCAGUGAGGUCCAGGCGUAGAGCGCAGAGGUUGACUACAACAUAUGGCUACAGACGAGCCUUGAAAGAUAUCCGUCAGCCCGGAAAAAGAUCAACUCCUGAGGAUAGAAAGGGAUACAAGAAGCUACUCGAAGAACUUCGUCAACGUGAGGACAACCUCACCAAGGUGAAGCCAGGAAAGCAGAAUGGGAAAAAUGACCCUGCAGAGGAUGAAGAAUAUGAAGUCGAGAGAGUCCUUGAUUCUCGCGUCAGCAACGGGGAGCUCAAAUUUUACGUCUUGUGGAAGGGAUUUUCGAUGGAGGAGGCUACAUGGGAACAGCGUUCGAACUUAGAGAAUUCGACGGAAGCUAUUGAUGAAUAUUUCCGUGCCCAUCCUGGCAACCCUGGCGGACCCCAGUCAUACAAUCGUUUCGGCGGUCGAUCUCUGAGGGCGAUUGAGAAAGCAACAUAG
Messenger RNA from Pseudogymnoascus destructans, 459 nucleotides. RefSeq lists its product as uncharacterized. Gene Ontology annotation, cellular component: pericentric heterochromatin. Lineage: Eukaryota; Fungi; Ascomycota; Leotiomycetes; Thelebolales; Thelebolaceae. Gene Ontology annotation, biological process: negative regulation of transcription by RNA polymerase II; chromatin organization. Gene Ontology annotation, molecular function: chromatin binding. The coding region runs from base 1 to 459 and encodes 152 amino acids. The transcript has 3 exons. The record is from RefSeq and is a predicted model, not a curated record.